UGCCAGCUCGCCGGUCAUGAUGGGCACCAAAAGGAAUCGUGUGCUACGAGGCAGCCAAGGGUGAAGCGCGACAGCGACAGUCUCUCCUCGACCAACCAGAUAUCGCCGGACACGGCCGCCACAACGCUGGACUUUGAUCCUUUCAAUGCCGCUGGUGUCACAAGCGCCACAGCCAGGGAUUAUUCGACAACGGGCGCACAUCAUCUGCACCAUCAACAUCCGCAUCAGCACCAGCAGCAGCAGCAGCAGCAGCAUCAUCACCAGCAGCCGCCACCGCAUCACCACCAUCACCUGCUGACGGUGCCAACUCGAAGCGAGCGGCAUGCCUCUGAGCCGGCACCUAGUCUUGGUCCCUCCACACCGCACCUGCUCAGCGUGCCGUCCAGUACACCAUAUCUCAUAAAGCAGCACUCGGAUCCGCUCCUGCCGCGUCAGUCCGCACUGCACUCGGCCUCCGGCAGUUUGGCCGGCGGCACCAAUCCGUUCGCUCCCUUGCACCGCCAAUACUCGCAUCCGCUGUCCGGCAGCAAUGCCGGCUAUGUGCCGCCAGCACCGCUUCACCAUCCGCAUCAUAUUUCGCUGCCCGAGUCUAUCUACGCUUCGGGCUCACCGCCGCCGGCCGGCUCUUCGCAGUACAUGGUACCCACGCGUGUCGUGGCCUGUCCGGUGUCCAGUGAGACGGCAGCCACACCCUCAAUUGCAAGCUCCAAUGCUACGUCGGCGACGGUGGGCGCCGUUUCCGUGGUCACCUCGCCGACAACCGCUAGCCUCAACAGCAGCCGGCAUUCGUUUUCGCCCACAUAUGCGGGCAGCAGCUCGGAGACGGCUCCGCCAGAGCGACGCUCACCACACUCCCACUCGCCCACUGUCACCCAUUCGCACUCGCUCGUGGAGCGGACAUCGAAGGGCAGCGAUGCUGCCAACGGAUCUGGCGUUACGAAGCUGCGCAAUUCCAAGUCUGUGACGGGGACGGGAUCGAGCUCCCACCUACAUCCCGGUCAGACGGCGAUGAGCAGCUCGUUUGAGCACUUGCCCACGCUGCGGGUCAAGAACGAGGAACUACAGCGUUCGGUGUCUUCACCGCAGACCCAAAGGGAAAUAAUCACCCUGGAAAAUCCGCGUUCUAGUCAUUGCCCCGUCAUCCGGCCGGGCCCGGCAUUGGGGUGUAACUUCUGUUGGAACACCAUCGAUGGGCAUGGCCGUAUUUUGCGACGCAAAACGAAAUACCAUUGCCCCGAGUGUCAGACGAAUUUAUGCAUUGUGCCCUGCUUCCAGGAGUAUCACGAGCGGCUCAACAACGAAGCCGCCACCGUGGGGGCCAGCAACAGCAGUGGCCACGAUAAUCAGGUACACAGCAGCAGCACCGGCAGCAGCAGUGGCAGCGUCAAAGCCGCCUCUUAUGUAUCCGCCAGCAGCACCAGCAGCGGCAGUGGCAGCGGGACAGGCACAGGCGCGGCUCGGCAUUACACCAAAACCGAAUCGAUAUAAUCUGCGCCAGGGGUAGCAGCAAUUGUUGGCCCGCGUAUUUGUAUUUGUGGCACGACGGCCGUCACCCGAUCAUGGGCUACAUAUCGCAUGUACCCAGACAUCGGAUCAUCUAGGAGCCGUCGGUCAAUUUGUUUUUCUUUGUAAGCAGGAUGCUAGUUGUUCCGGCCGCACAGGCAUAUCGGGGGACACAGACACAUCCUGCACCGAAAAUUUUCAUUUGUUGAGGCAGUGGCCCCGGAACCGAGGCACACCACAAAAAACCGAGGUGUAUCCGGUGUCCGGAGCACAUGGACUGCCCGAGAGCGCCCGCGAGCGCGUCCAGAAAUUUGUUUUUGUAAGCCAUGCGAAACGCAUGCGCAGACGUUGUGUGUAACUCGUAAGUAAAACGAAAAGAAAACUUUUGUAGCAAAUGGCCGGAAAUUGUAGAACAGACGGACCGAUCGCUAACCUUUUUUAAACAAUCUGCUAACUGUAAAACUAUAUAUAUAAAUGUGUGUGUACCUAUUAUGUUUAUGUGUAUGUUAUUGUACAAACAAAUACAACAAACAAAAAAAGAAAGAGAAAACAACAAAAAUACAUUAACUAAAAUAAAACCAAACUAAACGCUGUCAGCGGUGGUGUCUGUCAGCCGCAACGACUUCUAAGAACUCGAAAUUAACGAUUAGGUUUUCAAAAUACAAGUACAACAACUCCUACUACCCUACACCCCCCAAUAAGAGCCACAGCCACAAUACCAUUGUGUCUAUAUGGUCUAUACUUAAGUACGUCUCUGCUCCCUUUCCCCUUCAUCAGAUAUAUUGGAUGAUUAUGCCCUGGGCACCGCUGCGCAGGCGCACGUUUGUCUACGAGUAUAUAAGGAUGUAUGUAUGUAUGCCCAUUUCUCCUACACCCGACUCUAACCUACCCUACCCAGACGACACGACACUGUUUUACUAAAUGUUUUAUAUAAAUAUAUAUAUGUAUGUAUAUGUACGUGUAGGCGAUCCUGGAUCCUCUUUGUGUGUGUG
Drosophila obscura is the source of this 2495-nucleotide messenger RNA. Its product is annotated as E3 ubiquitin-protein ligase TRIM33-like. The annotation marks the transcript as partial. The transcript has 2 exons. NCBI's taxonomy places the organism in Eukaryota, Metazoa, Arthropoda, Insecta, Diptera, Drosophilidae. The record is from RefSeq and is a predicted model, not a curated record.